This is a messenger RNA of Chaetomium globosum CBS 148.51, 1086 nucleotides long. RefSeq lists its product as uncharacterized. NCBI's taxonomy places the organism in Eukaryota, Fungi, Ascomycota, Sordariomycetes, Sordariales, Chaetomiaceae. The transcript has 2 exons. Bases 1 to 1086 code for a protein of 361 amino acids. The record is from RefSeq and is a predicted model, not a curated record.
AUGCCCAUGUCGACUGCGACACGGACCUACACGAGUGUUAUCACGCUGAACAUCGACACCGUCACGGGCGUCGUCAUACCGAGCGUGGGGGAGGUCACCAUCACAUACUACAGGACCAUCUUCCCACCCAAUGAAUUGCCCGUGACCAAACCGCCGGACCCUGUGAAGGUGACUGGGGUGGAGGUUAUUGAGGGCACGGCCGUGGAUAUUGUGCAGACACAAGGGCCUGUGGUUGUAGUCGUCGCCCCGUCGAACAAGGUUGAAACCCAAGUCGUUGGCCCACAGGUCAGCACGGGGAUGGCACGAGUGGGAGGGUCGGUGGUGACGAAUGUUGUGAUUAUCACCCCUACGCCGGGGCGGCCGGCCCAGGUGGUCACCACAGUUGGCGGAACACCGGUAACAGUGGUUAACAACCCGGACCCGGUGACUGUAGUGAGGGAGGUUGAUGGUCUCCAGCGCACCAUCGUCGAGACCCCGCCUCCUCAGACCAUUGUCAGCAUUCAAGGGGGUGUCGCUACCACGAUCAUGGGGGGACAACCUGUCACCAACACCAUCGUCGGAAACGUUGGGGGCACGCCGGUCACCCGGGUCUUUGUUACAACACCCGCUGGGCCGCCUUUCCAACCAGUCUCAUACACGGUCGUCAAAGACGCCGGAGGAAUCUUGGUGACGGAAAUCAUUGUCACCACACCUACCGCCGCCGGGCAACCACUUACGCUUACGGCUGUUGAUAUCGUCGGAGGAAGACCGGGUUACGCAAGUUGUGGUGACGACUGUCAAUGGGGCUGGUGGCCCGGCCGGUUUUCUUUUACCAUCACAACCAAUGUGGGCGGUACUCCGACGGUUAUCACCAUUACACCGCCUCCGACAACGACCGUGGAAACCAAUAACGGCACUCCGGUCACACGGGUGUUCACUCCACCGGUAACCAGCUUCACAACCACCAUCGGUGGCAGCUUAACGACUCAGGUCAUUUCUGAGAGAGAGGAAAAGAUCCCAAGCACUUCACUGUAUGUGUGGAAACUACGAGUAUGCCUUUCUCUUUUUCAUUCUCACAAUCACCAUACAACCCCGGUAGCUGGAUAA